Molecule: messenger RNA, 697 nt
Organism: Guillardia theta CCMP2712
Lineage: Eukaryota; Cryptophyceae; Pyrenomonadales; Geminigeraceae
Exons: 4
Coding region: 157-597 (146 amino acids)
Source: RefSeq, a predicted model, not a curated record
CCUGGAUUGCAUGAAACCUUAUCGGUGGACCCCAUGGGCAUGGGUUCUGAAGUAGACAGAAGUCAGAGACGUGUUCCGUCUCGAGGGAGGCCGAGAAAGAUGGUGGCAAGGAUGCCACCAGAUUCUGAGUCUUCUCGACCGAGAUCUCAACAAGAAAUGAGCAUGCGGGCAAGGGAAAGGAGCAUGCAAUCAAGUCAAAUGGUUUCUGGGGCUUCAAGUCUCAACAAUCGAAACAGCAUGCAGCAGUUAGCUGCGGCUGCACAUGGUUUGCCACAUGUAGAUAUGGGAUGGAACAUGCAGGGAGGAUCAAGCAUACCGCGCUUUGGAGAGUGGUCUGGUUUUACUUCGCAUGCUGUCUCGAAUCAGCCUGGAGGAGGCGUUGGGCCAAGUAGCUGGAACCACUCGUUUACCAGGGGCCCACCUCAGCAAUCGUCCCAGAGCCAGUGGGGCAGCAGUAGCUUCUCUGGGGCAGGUGGGCACUUCAACAGUGUCGAUCCAGGCGGUGCUGUCUUAUUCUCAGGUGGACAAUCGAGCAGUAGCUCCAUGUUUCAAGUCCCUGGGAGCCCGUGGUACCCCCGAGACCUCCGCGACCCUUGAGUGUAGUCUGUGGCAGAGCUGUGCACUGUUGAAUGCAUUCCAGUGGGCGCGACAAGUUGAAGGAAGAUAUCUGAUCUUUAAUAUACAACAACUUGAGCUC